Messenger RNA from Cariama cristata (Red-legged seriema), 741 nucleotides. RefSeq names its product Rab interacting lysosomal protein (gene RILP). The annotation marks the transcript as partial. Gene Ontology annotation, biological process: cilium assembly. NCBI's taxonomy places the organism in Eukaryota, Metazoa, Chordata, Aves, Cariamiformes, Cariamidae. Gene Ontology annotation, cellular component: cytoplasm; ciliary basal body. The record is from RefSeq and is a predicted model, not a curated record. The transcript has 5 exons. Gene Ontology annotation, molecular function: protein dimerization activity.
GAGCGGGAGGUGAUGCUGCGGCUGAAGGAGGUGGUGGACAAGCAGAGGGAUGAGCUUCGUGCCCAGGCCCACGAGAUCCUCUGCAAGAGCCGAGACACGGAGGCGCUGCAGGAACAGCUGCAUCGCUUCAUGGCCAUGAACGAGGACCUGCGUCACAAGGUGGCCGUGGUGCAGGCUCAGCUCAAGAGCGCGCUGGAGAAGAAAUCGGACUUGGAGACGGCGAUGCUGCAAAUCCAGAGGGAAACGAGCAGGAGGAGCAGGACCCCCUCGGAGAGGCAGCAGCCAAAGCCCAGCCUGGUGAGUCUGAGCCCGUGCCCCUGCUGCUGCAGGGCAUCGCUAACGCUGGGCCCACCUUCCCGGCCCUGUGAAGGAGCACCGUCGCCCGCGGAGGAUCCGCAGCACCGGGAUGCUGGUGGGAGCCCUGCUCACUGCUGCUUCUCCAAGGAAGAGCUGCAGCAGAUCCUGCAAGAGCGGAACGAGCUCAAGACCAACCUGUUCUUGGUGCAGGAGGAGCUGGCCUAUUACCAGCGGGAGCUGCUGAAUGAAGAGAGAAUUCCCAGCUUCUUCCUGGAUGCAAUGAAGUCGACUAUCAAAAGACAGAGAAAAAAAAUCAGAGCCAAAAUGCUGGGAACGAUGGAGGAGUCGGCGAGCAGCGAUGAAGAUGAAGGGUCCUGGCUCCCAGCUCGCGGCACAGACUCUGUGGAUGCUCAGCCUCCUGAAUCCAAAAUUAGGAACUUGUAA